Messenger RNA from Aedes aegypti (yellow fever mosquito), 2081 nucleotides. RefSeq names its product fidgetin-like protein 1. Gene Ontology annotation, molecular function: ATP hydrolysis activity; microtubule severing ATPase activity; ATP binding. Lineage: Eukaryota; Metazoa; Arthropoda; Insecta; Diptera; Culicidae. The record is from RefSeq and is a predicted model, not a curated record.
GAAACAAAAAUAAAAAUAAACAAAACGCGCGCGCGAGUUUCGACGGUGGUUGAAUUUAAUUCUUUUUGUAACAAAUUAUUUUUUUUCAAAAUUGACCAUCAUGGAUAAAACUAUCGUAAGAGAAUCAGAGAUAUUCAAAACGCUUCAGUCUCUAGCAAGAGCGGAAAUAGUAGAUGACCCCUUUGAAAAAGUUCAAACUUUACGGAACGGCAUAUCUCAGCUAUAUUCCGACUCUCUCGCAAGUAACGACGAAAGAUUUACCUGUUCACUGGUUCAACGUCAUUUACACAACUAUCAAAAUGUACUGAUCGAUCCGGAUUCCGUAAACAAUUACUGUGACGAGGUGAUGCAGCUUCUAGCUGCUGACCAGGAUGAAGCCGACGAUGAGGACCCGGGGAUCUCAGAAACUGCCUUAGGCGACGCUGUAUCCUAUUUGACAGCAGAACGAUUGUGCAAAGGCCAAUUUGAAGAUUGCGCCAGUUGGGAGUUGGAUGAUGUGGCGAUUCAAUCGCUGUUUGAAAGUAAUGCCAAGCAUGAGGGAUAUGAAAUUGUUAAUGUUAAUGAUGAUCACAUGUUUCGCGAGUCAGAGAAGCGCGUAGCAGAACCAGAUGGAGGUUUUAAAACUAAUACAAUGUCAACGAAAACGCCCAAAGAAAACAUUACAUCCCUUCCUGGUAUUAAACGAAUGGACACUGUGAACUUGGAGGAUAUUUCAAAAAGAGUGUUUGCGCCACCAACGAGAAGCUUUUUUACCCCAAAAGUGCCUACAUGUUCCAGCAAUAGUAGCCGAAGUCCCGCAGAUAGUGCCUUCAAUUCCAGAAAUAAUGACAAUGCGAAUGAACAACCGAAGACUGAUGAGAACAAUUUUCGUACAGCCAAAGAUGAACUACAAAUCCAGAAUAUUAAGAAAUAUGGCAAUGCAAACCCUCCAGGAAAAACGCCACUUUUUGCAUAUGGUAAAAAAUCUCUGGGUGGACGUCGUACUUUGGGAGGUAAAUUUGUGUGCCCGGUUCGUAACGAAGGACAAGAUGGAACGAACAGAACUGGCACCAUCACCUCUCCGAGUUCAUCUCGCUACAGCCAGGAGGAUAAACCGGAAGAUGAAGAAAUAGACGAACGUCUUCGCCACAUAGAUCCUAAGAUGGUGGAAUUGAUCCGCAGCGAGAUCAUGGAUCGAUUCACUCCAUUAACUUAAGACAUUGCUGGUCUGGAGUACGCCAAAACUAUCAUUCAGGAAGCAGUCGUCUGGCCCAUACUACGGCCGGAUAUCUUCACGGGAUUGCGUAGACCCCCCAGAGGAAUACUCCUGUUUGGUCCACCGGGAACGGGAAAGACACUGAUCGGAAAGUGCAUCGCUUCGCAAUCCAAAUCGACCUUUUUCAGCAUUAGCGCUUCGUCCCUGACUUCCAAAUGGAUCGGGGAUGGUGAGAAAAUGGUUCGCGCGCUUUUUGCAGUGGCUUCUGUUCAUCAACCGGCCGUCGUUUUCAUAGAUGAAAUAGAUUCGCUUCUUUGUCAGCGGUCGGAAACGGAGCAUGAGAGUUCCCGGAGAUUGAAAACAGAAUUCCUGGUGCAGUUGGAUGGGGCGGCCACGGCAGAGGACGAAAGGAUCCUGAUCGUUGGAGCUACAAAUCGUCCUCAGGAACUCGACGAGGCUGCCCGUCGCCGACUGGUUAAAAGGUUGUACAUUCCAUUGCCGGAACUUCCGGCGAGAGUUCAAAUACUGAGCCGGUUGCUGGGAAGCGAAAAGAACUCCCUUACAAGCACAGAAAUUAACGAUAUCGGACAAAUGACGGAGGGCUUUUCCGGUGCCGACAUGAAAGUUUUGUGCCAUGAAGCUUCGAUGGGACCGAUCCGGUCGAUUCCUUUCGAACAACUUGGACAGAUCGGGAAGGACGAUGUGCGACCUGUGUGCUAUGAGGAUUUCAAGGCAGCUCUGAGUCGCGUACGAGCUAGUGUUUCUCCCAACGAUCUGACGCAGUACGUAAAGUGGGAUCGGCUUUAUGGUUCCGGUGCUUCUAGCUGACUCAGGUCAGGUAAGUGAGGUGGUGGAUGUCACAUAGAAUAAAUCAUGUUACCAGAAA